Molecule: messenger RNA, 3579 nt
Organism: Rhipicephalus microplus (southern cattle tick)
Lineage: Eukaryota; Metazoa; Arthropoda; Arachnida; Ixodida; Ixodidae
Product: nicotinic acetylcholine receptor alpha6
Biological process (GO): monoatomic ion transmembrane transport
Cellular component (GO): postsynaptic membrane
Molecular function (GO): acetylcholine-gated monoatomic cation-selective channel activity; transmembrane signaling receptor activity
Source: RefSeq, a predicted model, not a curated record
GCGAAGCCACGCGAGGAGGCGGCGGCGGCGCGCAGAGCGUUGAGACGACGACGACGCGACCAGGCCGCCCAACGCGGGGCCGAUGAGCGGCGGCGGCUCGAGCCCGGGGCCCUGCUCUGGAGCCGGGCCCCCCGCGCUGCUUCGACCCUCACCCGCGGAGGCGGCGGCGGCACCUGUUGUCGCCGCUGCCGGCUACCGCCGGCUGCUGUGCUGACGCCGCCGCGGCCGCCUGUUGCUUCUCGGCGGCGGCAGCUGGAAGAGGCCCGCAGGCCCACCACUCGCGGCGCACCACGACGCGGACCAUGCGCCCCGGACGCCUGUCUGUGCCGCUGCAGCUAGGCUUCUGCGCCAACCUGCUGUGGAUCGCCGUGCUGCUCACCGCACCUCAGGACUCUGAACAAGGCGCGCACGAGCGGCGGCUUCUGGCAGACCUGCUGGCCAACUACAACACCCUGGAGCGGCCCGUGCUCAACGAGUCGGAGCCGCUCAUCCUCAGCUUCGGGCUCACACUGCAGCAGAUCAUAGACGUCGACGAAAAGAAUCAGCUAAUUAUUACAAAUAUCUGGUUAACAUUGGAUUGGAUAGAUGUGAAUCUACGUUGGAAUCCAAAAGACUACGGCGGAGUGCAGGACCUGCGUAUUCCGCCAAACAAAAUUUGGAAGCCUGACGUGCUCAUGUACAACAGCGCGGACGAAAAGUUCGACGGCACGUACCCGACCAACGUGGUCGUGCGGAGCAACGGCAGUUGCAACUACAUCCCUCCUGGCAUCUUCAAGAGCACGUGCAAGAUCGACAUUACGUGGUUCCCUUUUGACGAUCAGAAGUGCGACCUGAAGUUCGGCUCCUGGACCUAUCACGGUUAUCAGCUGGACCUUCGUGUCAACAGUGAGGAAGGCGGGGAUCUGACUACCUACAUUCCCAAUGGCGAGUGGGACCUGAUAGGCGUGCCGGGAGUGCGCAACGUUCGCGAGUAUGCCUGCUGCCCGGAGCCGUACAUCGACAUCACGUACACCAUCCACAUCCGGCGGCGCACGCUCUACUACGGCUUCAACCUCAUCAUUCCCUGCGUGCUCAUCUCGUCCAUGACUCUGCUCGGUUUCACGCUGCCCCCCGACACCGGAGAGAGGCUCACCCUGGGUGUAACCAUUUUGCUGUCCCUGACGGUAUUCAUGCUCCAGCUCGCCGAGACCAUGCCUCCGACGUCCGAUGCUGUCUCCAUAAUAGGAACUUAUUUUGCCUGCAUCAUGAUCAUGGUUGCCUUUUCGGUGGUCAUGACCGUGGUGGUCCUGAACUAUCAUCACAGAAAUCAAGAGACGACCGAAAUGCCUGCUUUGAUCCGCACGGUGUUCCUGGUGUGGCUCCCGUGGCUUCUGCGCAUGGAGCCUCCGGGCCAGAAGGCGAACAGGCGCAGCCUCUUCCUCAACAGCAAGAUGAAAGAGCUCGAGCUGAAGGAGCGCUCAUCGCGGAGUCUGCUGGCCAACGUGCUGGACAUCGACGACGACUUCCGCACGGCCAACAGCGCCGCCGCCGCCGCCGACUGCCACGGGUCUCGGACCCCGUUCCUGGGCGGUGGCGGCGGGGCGUCCACGGUGCACGCUUGCGUCCACUCGUCGCGUGAACUGAACUUGAUCUUGCGCGAGCUGCGCUUCAUCACGAGCCGCAUGCGCAAGGACGAGCAAGAGCGGGAGGUCGUUGGCGAGUGGAAGUUCGCGGCCAUGGUCGUCGACCGCUGCUGCCUCAUCAUCUUCUCCCUGUUCACCAUCAUCUCCACCUGCGCCUGCCUCUUCUCGGCGCCCCAUCUGGUCGCCUAGCGCACCCUGCUUCUAGGACAGCACUUUAACCGCCACCAGCUUCCUCCACCGGCGGCCUUCCUCUCGGAGAGCUUGUUCGCUACGUUCUUUUGCGCAAGCCCUGCUUGUUAGAGCGCGGCUUCCGAGAUUGGUUGCUGGAGCCAAUCUCGAAGGCCACAAUCUCACAUGCGCGGGCUCGUGUGGGAGAAAGUGGCUCGUGAAGAGUUCCAGGUGACGCCCUUGUUGCAACAUCCCGUGAAGUCCUGUCCACGUCCCCACGCCAUCGCGUGCGAAGAGAUGCAGCGCGAAACACGUACGACGCGAAGACUUCGUACCACACUGUCCCUUACUGUGGGGAAGGAGGAAGACACGUGGAGGUCGCAGGAGCUAGUUUUUAAAAGUCUCAACUCAUGUGCCAAUCACGAGCCGCCACUUGUGCGAAAGCGUUGGACCAUCUCGGAGGAUCUGGUAGCACCGUCUGAAGCUGGUGCCUUGGCCGUCGCUUUCAAUCUAUAUAGGAUAAAAUAACUGCACGUAUGGCUGCCAAACUGUUUGAAGGGUCAAGCGGACUUAUCAACCGAACCCAACGAAGGAAGCAAAGCACCGGAUCUUCCCUCUACGAGCUUCGUGAUUGUGAGAUGCCCGCCAUGAUGCGACGCCUCUCGUUACUUGCCUGUCCAUCAUCAUGGACGGCUCGUCGGAGUUGGAUAAGCCACGAGCGCAACGUCCUCUUGCCAGUCCUUUCUUUCAUCGGUGAAUGGUGCGUAUGAGUAAAAAAAAAAUAGGGACAAUUUUGUGUGCUGGGCUGCAUAAACUUGUCUGUGAACGCGUACAUGCCAAAACAGCGACCAUCGUAGGACUGCGUAUUGUUUCCACAGUGUUCGUUUACCUGUUGUCCUGCUCGAAGUGGCUGUUCUGAAAUACCAAGGUGGACUUCUCUGAUCAUAAACCAGUUGUUCCGUGUCUAGCCACCUGCCACCGUGAACACCUUAGCAUGAUUUGGCAAUACCCGUUUGGGCAAGGUCCGUUUGGGCUUCGCGAAAUGGGAGCACAUGGAGUGUACUUUUGGCCCUGCUCCCAGCGUCUACAAUGUGCCCGUGACUGUUUAAAGCACGGUGUCUCUCCAUGGUGUUAGCUCACUGUAGACGUUUCGGUGCUUCGAAAAAUAGUUCUCCGGUGAUCGCCAACGGAUUGAGAGCUUUAGCUUCUAAAAUUCUGAAAUGCACUGAGAUGAACGGAAAUGUCGAAGAAAGCGCGCUGCCGGCUAAUGCCAAUAAUGUUGAAAAUAAUAACCAUGUUUUAAAAGUCGCGCGAGUUUAUAUCACCCACCUCGACGGCUGAUGCUGUCUUGUUAGCAAGUUAAGCAGUUACAGAGAGAGGAAGCUUGUUUUACGCCUUACUGCGAAAUAACUAGUAUGAGAUGGGAGGCACCUAAGAUCGACUACUUCUGUAAUAUUGUAGACCAAGCAAAAAAAAAGGUGCUGAUUCAGCGCGCUACUUUAGCAUAUCAUAAAAAAAGCUCGAAGUUAUCUCAAUCGCACAGUCGUUAUGAUUUGCCUUUCUUUGAAAUAUUAUUCGGUGACGCGUUGACUGCAAUUAUUUAAGUUUCUUUUUAAUUUUUGUCUCUGACCUUUUACACACAAUAUGGUGUAGGAAACAGUAAAGCUCUGCAUUUACGACAUCAAGAAUCUAUAUUUAAGAAUAUAGCUCGGUGGAGGCUAUUGAUCUUAACAGUAGUUUGCGUACUAUUAAAGGCUGCAGCUGGAUACAUACAACCGUUAUUUAUAAA